AUGUCGUCGGUUGCUGGUCCAAGUUGGGAGGCUGAUAUUAUCACCGUGCCCACUCCAAUCUGGCAUUUUUCUUGGGAAGACGUUCAGGGGAAGACUGCUUCUCGUCGGGAUGGAAUAAAAUAUGAACAAGAGUUGCAAUUCCGUCAACGAGCAGCGCGUUUUAUUCAACGUCUUGCAGAACGGCUGAAUUGUGGAAUGAAAGACUCGCGGAAUAAAAUCUCACAACUCUGCAUUUGUGCUGCAACUGUUCACAUGCAUCGCUUCUUUUAUUUUCAUUCUUUCAAGAGGUUUAAUUAUAAGGAUGUUUGUGCCGCUUGUUUGUUUAUGUGUGGGAAGUCGGAAGAAUGUCCAAGGAAACUGGAUCAUGUUGUUCGUCAUUGGUGGGCGCUGAAGUUCGAGAGUUUUCCACAAAUACCUGACAAGAACUACAGUGAUGCUGCGCAACUGAUCGUUACUUUAGAAAGUAUCAUUCUGCAAACGAUUGCUUUUGACUUGAAAGUUGAUCUCCCUCAUGCAAUUGUUUUGCAACAAAUGCAACAAAUCAGUCGAGGACACAAGAAGCUUACCGAAGUUGCGUACUUCUUUGCGACUGAUGUACUAUGUGUGACUGACUGGCCUAUCCGAUAUACUGCUUCCGAGAUUGCCGCUAUAUGCAUUUACGCCGUGUGCAGUUGGGCUGAUCAUCAGAUUCAAUCAGACAAUCAGAAGCAUCCGUGGUAUAGAUUUUCUCCGGAACUGAAUGAGGACAAAUUGCAAACUGCGACAAAUGAAUUCAUUAGCAUCUAUCGCGUGUACACUGCGGCAAAAGAAGGACAGGGAUUUGUUAAGCUGACCAAAUUUGUUCAAAGGGGAACUAUUGUCCCGCGGCCAAUCGAUUUGAAACCGCCAAUGCUUGAGAGUGAGUCUUUGCUGCCUCCACCGCCUCUACCUCCGGCAAUUGCCGUGAAGAAAGAAACACCAGACAACAAGCAUACAUCAUCCUCUUCGGGCGGUCCUUCGAAUCGUAAUCAGCAAGAUGUGUCUACACAGCUAGCGCCAAGUGUUGGAAGGGUCAAUUUUAUGCCUGACCUCAACAAUCUCAGCAAAGUUAGCGGAGGUGAAUUGAAGCCGUUUCAACAAAAUAGUGGUGCAAGUACUGGCGGCUACCUUGAUCAGCCAAAGCAAGAGCAAGAGGCUCUUUCACAAGAAACAAGCGCAAAUACAGACCCAACAACACAUAAGACACUUGUGCACAAAGAGGAAGUCAAGGAACACAAAAAGCACAAAGAGCAUAAAAAACACAAGAAGGAUCACCGCGAGCGCUCUCGCGAUGAUGAGAAAAAUGAGAAAUCUCAUCGACAGCAUCGUCGGGACGAGGAAAACCGGGAGCAUCGCAAACGUCCUUAUGACCCUCCAAGUGUUACGGGUAACGAUGGCUGGAGCGGAAACCAUCCUAAUCCUCCAGUUGAAAAGCGACGGCCUCCAUCUCAAUCUCCAUCAAACGAGUAUCGGUCUGGUUCAUACAAUAAGGAGCGCCUUGUUCAUGAAAGGUAUGCUUGCAAGCGAGAGAAAUGCACGUGUCGCAAGAGUUCGCGCUACAGGAAACCAUCGCCAAGACGCUUGCAUAAAGCACGUGCUCAACACGAGGAUACUUCAGCUUCUAGUUGCCUUGAAGAAGAUGAACAGCAACAAAAGCGACGGCCUCUAUCAAACGAAGAUAGGUCUGGUUCAUACAAUAAGGCCUGUUCUGCUGCAAGUGGACCUUUUUUUGCAUCAACUGAUCUGGAAGAUGGGGAAGUUCUC
Mesorhabditis belari is the source of this 1782-nucleotide messenger RNA. NCBI's taxonomy places the organism in Eukaryota, Metazoa, Nematoda, Chromadorea, Rhabditida, Rhabditidae. The record is from the annotation of a GenBank genome assembly.